ACUGAUUGAAAGGCAACUUUCAUCACUUUGUGCAUGCUCGAUUGAUAUGGUUUGGGAGGCCAUAUUUAUUGAGCAACCUGAGCAGCUUUAUCUCUCUCUCUCUCUCUCUCUUCCUAUCUUUACAGCAAUGUACCAGUCCCAUAUACAGAAAAAGCUCUGAGAAACAAAUAAUUAGAGCAGUCUCAGUACUGAUGAGAUGGGAACAAUUGCAGAAACAGAUUAUGUAAUUCAGUGUUGAUGAUUCUGAUCAAAUCUACCAUGUUUGCCAACUUGUGAGGGUUGGGUUUUGCUGGUUUCUUUGCUGUCAAAAAGCAUUGAAAACUUGCUAUUCCGAGACAUCAAAUUCCUUCAAGCAGGUGGUGGUUUUCUUCAAUCCACUGAAGAGAGAAUUACAAAAUGGACAAACGAAAGGCUACGAGGCAGCCACCAAAGUCUUCUUCUGCUGUGAGCUCAAUUGCCAAGGACCAAUUGGGAAGUGGAGAAAAGCAGACCAGAAAACCAAUGGAGGUUUUCAACCUGAGAGAGAACACUAAAAAAGAUAAUCAUGCUGAUAUUCCAGAAGCAGAAAGUGGAUCAGGAAGCACUUCUUUCACUUCUGCUGCUGCCAGAAGAGAUUCCAUCAACAAGUGGAUGGCAUUUGAACCUGGGCCCUCAGAUGAGCCUAACAAGAUCAAAGCCACUGAUUCAAAUGGAGGGUUUGGUUCUAAUUCUAGCAGUCAUAUUAUAACAGAGAAGGCAAGCAUAGCAGCAAGAACAGCAGAGUGGGGGAUGGUUAUGAAGUCAGAUAUUGGAGAAGGUAGCUUCAAAGGCAUAGGGUCAAGGAAAUCAGGUGGUGGUGGAGAUAAAAGCAAAAACUCAUCAGGGAGAUUUGAAUCAACAAGGUCAUCAGAGGACUCAAACUUUGGGGGUGACAUUCCUAGGGUUUCUAAUGACUUGAAGGCAGCUCUGUCUACUCUGCAGCAGACAUUUGUUGUGUCUGAUGCCACAAAACCUGAUUGCCCAAUUAUGUAUGCCAGCAGUGGGUUUUUUGGUAUGACUGGUUAUUCUUCAAAGGAGGUCAUUGGAAGAAAUUGCCGAUUUCUUCAGGGGCCGGAAACGGACCAGGAUGAAGUGGCGAAAAUCCGAGACGCAGUGAAAAAUGGGAAAAGCUACUGUGGCAGGCUCUUCAAUUACAAGAAAGAUGGAACUCCUUUCUGGAAUCUUCUCACCAUCACCCCAAUCAAAGAUGAACAAGGAAAAACCAUCAAAUUUAUUGGAAUGCAGGUUGAGGUCAGCAAGUACACAGAAGGGGUGAAUGAAAAGGAACUAAGGCCAAAUGGGUUGCCCAAGUCACUUAUCCGCUAUGAUGCUCGUCAGAAGGAGAAGGCAUUAGGCUCCAUUAAGGAAGUUGUCGAAACUGUGAAGCAUCCACGUUCUCACACCCAGGAUGUGAGUUAUGAGACUGCUAGCAGUCAUGGGGAGCAGGAUAGCCUUAACCUUGAUUAUGUUCUGCCUAAAUCUGCUGCAAUUGCAAAUAUGAAUACACCCGGUCGAAAAACUCCUCAAUCGGAUGUGAAAGGUGAUGCAUUUCGCAUGAGCUCUACUUAUGAUGCAGGCAAAAUAUCAAGAAAAUCUGGAUUCGCUUCUUCAAUGGGAUUCAAAACAAGGUCUCUAAGCUCUGCAGGCAUGCAUGAAAAAGAACCUAUUAUAGAACCGGAGGUUUUGAUGACCACAGAUAUAGAGUCCUCUGACAGUUGGGACCGCACUGAAAGAGAAAGGGAUAUACGCCAAGGAAUUGACUUGGCAACCACAUUGGAACGCAUUGAAAAGAACUUUGUGAUUAGUGAUCCUAGAAUUCCUGAUAACCCAAUUAUAUUUGCAUCUGAUAGCUUUCUGGAACUGACAGAAUAUACGCGUGAAGAAAUUUUGGGAAGAAAUUGUCGUUUUCUCCAGGGACCUGAAACAGAUCAAGCAACUGUCUCAAAGAUACGAGAUGCCAUUAGAGAACAAAGAGAUAUUACUGUACAGUUGAUCAACUAUACCAAGAGUGGAAAAAAGUUUUGGAAUUUAUUUCAUUUGCAACCCAUGCGUGACCAAAAGGGUGAACUUCAAUAUUUCAUUGGUGUCCAACUGGAUGGGAGUGAUCAUGUGGAACCUCUCCGAAAUCGCCUAUCAGAGAGAGCAGAGCUAGAAAGUUCUAAGCUGGUCAAAGCUACCGCAGUAAAUGUUGAUGAGGCUGUCCGAGAACUUCCUGAUGCCAACUUGAGACCAGAAGAUUUGUGGGCAAUUCAUUCUCAGCCUGUCUUCCCAAGGCCUCACAAAAGGGAUACUCCUUCUUGGCUAGCAAUACAAGAGAUUACUGCUCGUGGUGAAAAAGUUGGUCUACAUCAUUUUAAGCCCAUAAAACCAUUGGGUUGUGGUGAUACUGGCAGUGUCCAUUUGGUGGAGCUACAAGGUACAGGUGAACUGUAUGCUAUGAAGGCAAUGGAGAAGUCAAUAAUGUUGAACCGUAACAAGGUUCACCGAGCAUGCAUUGAAAGGGAGAUAAUUUCGCUACUGGAUCAUCCUUUUCUUCCCACACUGUACACUUCAUUUCAGACUUCUACACACGUUUGUUUGAUAUCAGACUUUUGCUGUGGUGGAGAGUUAUUUGCUUUGCUUGACAAGCAGCCUAUGAAACUAUUCAAGGAGGACUCUGCGAGGUUCUAUGCGGCAGAGGUUGUCAUUGCCUUGGAAUAUCUUCACUGUCUAGGAAUAGUUUAUCGCGACCUUAAGCCUGAGAAUAUUUUACUCCAGAAGGAUGGGCAUGUUGUCUUAACAGACUUUGAUUUAUCAUUUAUGACAUCCUGUAAACCCCAGAUUAUAAGGCAUCAAUCGCCUAACAAAAAAAGGAGAUCUAGGAGUCAACCACCACCAACAUUUGUUGCAGAACCAGUUACACAAUCAAAUUCAUUUGUCGGAACUGAAGAGUAUAUUGCUCCUGAAAUUAUUACUGGUGCAGGCCACAGCAGUGCCAUUGAUUGGUGGGCUCUUGGUAUUUUGUUGUAUGAGAUGCUCUAUGGCCGUACGCCUUUCAGGGGAAAAAAUAGACAGAGGACAUUCACCAAUGUCUUGUACAAAGAUCUCACCUUUCCAGGCAGCAUUCCGGCAAGCCUAGCAGCGCGGCAGUUGAUCAAUGCAUUGUUGCAAAGAGACCCUGACACACGAUUAGGAUCCAGUACUGGUGCAAAUGAAAUCAAGCAACAUCCUUUCUUCCGCGGAAUUAAUUGGCCCUUGAUUCGUUGCAUGAGACCUCCGCCAUUAGAGGUGCCUCUUCAGCCCAUCGCAAAAGAUCUAAAGGCCAAGGAUAUAUCGUGGGAAGAUGAUGGAGUUCUUGUAAAUUCAAUGGAUUUGGAUAUUUUCUAAAGAAUUUUUUAUGAUGCCAUGGGUGGAAUUCUGUGGUGCUUGACUGGACAAGGUCUUUUGGCUCAGCCUUCCUAUUGACAGAAUGAGGCUAUAACUUGUUUUUGAGGCAUGAAUGUCGAAUCUUCAGAGAGAAAUAGCCAAGAGCUUCAACAUGGUAGCCACUUCGGUUGUCUGGGUUGGGUUCAGUAGAGAAUUAGCAUUUAAGCAGCAAUUAACCACGAAUAAAUGUUCUUAAUCAAAUCAAAAUUAAUAAUAUCUACAUAUAAUGUUAAUACGAAUUUAUGCCCUAACUUGCCAAAUUCAUGUUUAGUCUUCACCGGAUGAGAAAUUUUUUAGUAAAUA
Prunus avium (sweet cherry) is the source of this 3726-nucleotide messenger RNA. It is a transcript of the gene PHOT2, whose product is annotated as phototropin 2. The record is from RefSeq and is a predicted model, not a curated record. Gene Ontology annotation, molecular function: protein kinase activity; ATP binding. Lineage: Eukaryota; Viridiplantae; Streptophyta; Magnoliopsida; Rosales; Rosaceae. Gene Ontology annotation, biological process: protein phosphorylation.